AUGCCCGACAUCAACCCGGCGGACCUCAGCCGCCCGUCCAUCGGCCUCUCGACCCCCAUCCUCGCCAACAAAUCCAUCACCGUCUCGGCCUCGUCCUUGAAGCCCAAGACCAGCCAGAUCAUCCCUCCGCGCAUCGAGCUCGAGCCUGCCUACACAGCCCUCAAGGCCGCCGUUGGCUCGGACCACUGGAAGGCCUAUAAAGAUGCCACCACCCAGUUCCUCAUCGGCCGCCUCAACCAGGCUGAAUACGCCGCCAUCAUCGACCCCAUACUCAUGUCGCCCAAUGGAGACAAGGAGCAUCUUCAUAACCAGCUGGUCGCCGCUAUCUAUGGCAAUGUCACGCGCGAGAUGCCCGACAUGGGCCUGGCCCCGUGGGUCAGCGCCAACGAUAAGCCUUCGGGCGGGCUUGGCGGCAAGCCGGCCAGCGGCGAUGCCAAGGAGCGCCGCCUGAAGGGCGAGAUCAUGCUGCUGCCAAAUAAGGACCGGAGGCGCAUCAAGGAUCUAGUGCACAACGAUUUCGAUCCCUACGAUGCUCUAUCGAGCGUGUUCACAGACCAGCACCGGUCAAGACCGCUUCGCAUUGUUGCCGAUGUGCCAAAUAGUGCUGGUGGCGGCAUCAAUAGGAUGAACCUAGACCUCGAGAUCAAGAAACGAUACGCUCAACCGCUGGCCGUCGAGUCGGGCGAGUUUCCCGACACCAGCAACAUAGAAUCGCGCAUGUUGCCUUUUUGUUACGAGGCAGGCCUGGUGUCCGGCUAUGCCCCAGACGCGGCGCAGUUUAUGUGCAUCGCCACCGAGACAUUCAUCAAGGAGGCGCUUUCGGCCAUCUUCAGCCGCACGCGCAGCAACGGGCCCGGCGAGCUGGGCAGCGCUGGCUUUGGCGGCAACAACUGGGUGCAGACGCGCAAGUACCGGCGACAGCUGACCCGUGAAGAAGAGAGCGCCAUGCGCGGCGAGACCCAGCGAGACAAGAUGGGGCUGCUGCCAGUCGAGGCCAAGGCGGCUGGCGAACGCGGACCGCUGGGCCUGGCCGAGCUGCGCAUUGCCCUAGAGAUGGGCGACUGUGGUCUGACGCAGUUCCCCGUCAUCGGCCACUCGCUCAUGUACAACUACCACGAGGGCGAGCUGGAGAACUGGGACGACUAUACCUGGAUCGACGGCGGCCAGGACCACGAGCCGGCCUCAAUGGCCAACGGCACAGCAGGCGCACAGCAGGCCGGCAGCGCUGCCGGAAGCGACGUGCUGAUCAAGACUGGCGGCAGCCUGACUAACGGAGCCGAGUUCGCCGACUUCAUGGACGUCGACAGCACCGAGAUGUGGUGGGAAGGCGCCGACACGUUUGACGGCGACCUGCUUAACGGCGUGCUCGACUCCUGUCUCGCGGUGGGCUGA
Grosmannia clavigera kw1407 is the source of this 1392-nucleotide messenger RNA. Its product is annotated as transcriptional co-activator. Gene Ontology annotation, cellular component: SAGA complex. Gene Ontology annotation, molecular function: transcription coactivator activity. Lineage: Eukaryota; Fungi; Ascomycota; Sordariomycetes; Ophiostomatales; Ophiostomataceae. The coding region runs from base 1 to 1392 and encodes 463 amino acids. The transcript is spliced from 5 exons. The record is from RefSeq and is a predicted model, not a curated record. Gene Ontology annotation, biological process: regulation of transcription by RNA polymerase II.